This is a messenger RNA of Gasterosteus aculeatus aculeatus (three-spined stickleback), 2682 nucleotides long. RefSeq names its product charged multivesicular body protein 7 (gene chmp7). The record is from RefSeq and is a predicted model, not a curated record. NCBI's taxonomy places the organism in Eukaryota, Metazoa, Chordata, Actinopteri, Perciformes, Gasterosteidae. Gene Ontology annotation, cellular component: cytoplasmic side of plasma membrane; ESCRT III complex; multivesicular body. Gene Ontology annotation, biological process: late endosome to vacuole transport via multivesicular body sorting pathway; vesicle budding from membrane.
UCUUGAGCAGAAUUAUGGGUGCGCUUGUUUUGUUGCUUGGGGCGUCUGCGUGGGUGGAGUAAUAGCAUUUCUUAUUGGCACCGCUUUGACGCGCACCUCUGACUUAUAAAACUCGCAACCGAAUAUUGUUGACAUAUGAACUUUAGCACCUUAGCUCGUCCUAGCUAAAUAUAAACGCAUCAUGCUGGCGUAAGGGUUCGCUUCGAUGGCUGGUAGCUACACGUGAGCUAAUGUCAACAUUUCCCUCUAACAGUGGACAUUGGAACUCAGACCACAUUGAAGCUUUUUAUUAAUUAUUCUGCUACGAAACCGGGCAGGUAGCGGAUGUUAUUGAGCUAACGCAGCGUUGUCUCGGCUUGCUAAACGUCAGCUAACACGUUAGCGUCGAAAGUAAACGUUGAGCUAAAGUCUCGGUGCCGCUAAUGUCUGACGCUACGGGCGUUUCCCUGCCGGCCGAAUGGGACGACGACGAGCGGAUGAAUUUUAUGUUCUCGGACUUCAACGAGAACCGCGACGUCAACACGACGGACUGGGACAGCAAGAUGGACUUCUGGACGGCUCUGAUCGUUAAGGGCUGCAGGGACCGAGGCUCGGUGUGUGUCAGUCUGCAGGAGCUGAACAAGACCUUCAGGAGGAAAGAGCGAUCCCCGCUGGGCUUAGCGACCGUCAUCCGGUCCAUGGCCAGAUGUGGAAAGAUCCAGAGGGAGUCCGAUUUUGCCGCCAACGUGGACUGUGGCUGGCUGUACUGGGGUGUUGGACUGCUGCUGGUGAAACCUCUGAAAUGGACCUUCUCCACUCUGCUGGGAAGCCAGCGGGUGCCUGUGGAUGCGUCCUUCGUUGUCAUUGAGCUAGUGAAGGAGAAAGCGUCAGAGCUACUCAAGGUGUACAGGAGCAGUGGACUUGCGGGCCGCUCCGUUCUGUCGUUUCAGGAGCUUUGCACGCUGUCCUCUGACGUGUGUGCCGACGAGAGCACCCUGUGCAUGGUCCUCCUGCAACUGCAGAGGGACAAGCAGGUGACGGUUUCGUUGCACGAUGGUGAGAAGAUUGUCAAGUUUUGUCAAGCUGGUCAAAAUAAUGUUUCUCCACUCAGCGAUGUGGACAUGGGCAUCUACCAGCUGCAGCGCAGUGAAAAGCUGCUGGGAGAGCGGGUGGAGAAGCUGGGCGUUGAGGCUGACAAGUGCAAAGAGGAAGCGAGGACACAUCUCCGGGAAGGAAAGAAAUCACAGGCGCUGAGGAGUUUAAAGGGCUGCAAAAGGGUGGAAAAGAGAGCAGACGGCUUGUUUGCCAAACUGGAGUCAAUCCGGGGAAUCCUGGACAGAAUAGCCCAGUCGCAGACCGAUAAGAUGGUUAUGCAAGCGUAUCAGGCCGGAGUGUCGGCUCUGAGACUUUCUCUCAAGGAUGUGACUGUGGAACGUGCUGAGAGUCUUGUGGAUCAAAUACAGGAGUUAUGUGACACUCAAGAUGAGGUGAACCAAACUCUAUCCAGUGGCGUGACCGGCGCAGAUGAAGACAUGGAUGAGUUGGAGGAGGAACUGAAGUCUUUGCUGGACGAGUCAAAACCGGAUUCCGUCUCAAGUUAUCCCCAAGUUCCGACAGGUGGCCUGCGAAUCCCCGGGGAGCCGAGCCCCGCAGGUACUGACGUGCUCAGUUAUCUGCCUGCGGUACCUUGCAGACCCCUGGAUAUUACCGCCGAGCAGCUGGAGGAAGAGUUAAAUCAGUUAACCCUUACAGAUUUAGGCUUUCAGCAGAAGAAAAUGACAUCGCCAGCCAAGAGAUGUGAGCCUGCACAGUGACGGCACAGGCAAACUGGGGAAAGUUCAAAGCCCUGCAUCACCAUAUCUAACUGUAUCUCUUGAGACAGAAAGUACUACGUUAAAACUCAAAAUAUAUCUUUUUUUCUUUCCUAAACUAAAAUGCUUUUCAACUUGAAAGUAUUUAUUUCUGCCAUCAAGAUCUCAAAGAUCUCAAGUCAAAAGUUAAUGCCGGCAAAGUUAAUGCUCUUCUUUUUGGUGUAUUAUUGACAAGUAUGAGAGUGAGUAUAUUUGUUGUGUGUGUUUAUUGAUGUCUUUAAAUAUCCUUUAAUGCACUGUACAGGACUGUCAAUAAGUGGCCUUUUGAAAUGUACAUUUUGAACGUAAAGAUCAAUCAAUUAAUCAAUAAAGUAUAUUUAGUCUCACUGCAGCAUAUGAAGUGAAGUGAAGUGAGUUUAAGCAAAAUACGUUUCCCAUAUAAAGUGUAUUUUAAUCACUGGUCUUGUUUGUAUUUACUUCAGUCACAAAGUUUGAGGCGGACCUAAAAUGAAAGCUUUAUUCCAGGAGUCACGCAAUAUGUAUAUAUUAAUAACAGUGUAAUGUGACUUCUUUCAAAGAAAUUGCAUUUUUGAGACAAACCAUAUUGUAAGCCUUUUUUAACUACAGUUUUCACCAAUAACAUAAUAUUCAUAUCAUGCUAAUUCAUUAAAAAGCAAUAAACUAGUACGUGGGAGCUUCUGAUUAACCUGCAUAAUUACCCUCGCAUGUCUGCUGUCAAUAUUAACUCAUCCUUUUGGAAAUUGUGUACUUUAGAUUCUGGUAGGAGUAUCUCAGGAACUCAAGCACUUUUGGGGGGCUUCUCUAGCCUAAAAUCAGUUGUGCUCAAAACCAUUCUUGAGUCUGUUUUGAUCAUUAAACUAGACAAAUCAAA